GGGCGGGGCCAAACCGGGCCGGGCGGCGAUGGCGGCCGCGGCGCGAACCGCGCUGCUGCUGCUGCUUGGAGCAGCAGCGGCGCCGGUCCCGGCCCGGGGCUCGCAAGGGGACCGGGAACCGCUGUACCGCGAGUGCCUGAGCCGCUGCGAACGGCAGAACUGCUCGGGGGCGGCGCUGAAGCACUUCCGCGCUCGCCAACCGCUCUACAUGGGCCUGACAGGCUGGAGCUGCAGAGACGACUGCAAGUACGAGUGCAUGUGGCGCACGGUGCGGCUCUACCUGCAGGGGGGCCACCGAGUGCCCCAGUUCCACGGCAAGUGGCCCUUCUGGCGCUUCCUCUGCUUCCAGGAGCCAGCCUCUGCCUUCGCCUCCUUCCUCAACGGCCUGGCCAGCUUCGUCAUGCUGCUGCGCUACAAAGCCGCCGUGCCCCCGGCCUCGCCCAUGUACCCGACCUGCGUCGCCUUCGCCUGGGUCUCCUUGAACGCCUGGUUCUGGUCCACCGUCUUCCACACUCGGGACACAGCUGUGACAGAGAAGCUGGACUACUUCUGCGCCUCGGCCGUGGUGCUGCACUCUGUGUACCUCUGCUGCGUCAGGACUUUGGGGCUGCAGCGCCCAGCCUUAAUCAGCAUCUUCAGGGCCUUCCUCCUCCUCUUCCUCGCCUGCCACAUCUCCUACCUGACCCUGGUCCGCUUUGACUACGGCUACAACAUGGCAGCCAACGCUGCCGUCGGGCUGCUGAACCUGGCGUGGUGGCUGCGCUGGUGCCUGCGGAACCGCCCACGCCUGCCCCACGUCUGGAAGUGCGCGGCCGUGGUGCUGCUGCUGCAGGCCCUGGCGCUGCUCGAGCUCCUCGACUUCCCCCCCCUCUUCUGGGUGCUGGAUGCCCAUGCCCUCUGGCACAUUGGCACCAUCCCCCUCAAUGUCCUCUUCUACAGUUUCCUGAUGGACGACAGCCUCUACCUCCUGAAGGCCAACUCCGACCUCUUCAAAGUGGACUAGAGCUGCUGGGGGGGGAGGGGAGCACAGCCUCGGCCCUGCCCCCCCCCCCCGGGGUCCUGCCCUGCCCUGUGCCAAGUGAACCACCCCCCCCCGAGCCCCCCCCACCCAGCCGUGGGCUCCUUCCCCCAGUUGCCUUCUGAGGUUUCUUUCUCUCCUCCUCCUCCUCCUUCUCUUCCUCUCUCUUCCCCCUACUCUGUGCCCCUCCCCCCCCCAUUUCCUCGCCCUGGGGGGGGGGCAGGAAUUGGGGGCUGUUAGCUCCCCCCGCCCCCCCAGUGCAAAGUGCAGCUGAGCCCCCACCCAGCUUGCUCCCAGUACCCCCAGUUUGGCUGCCGGUGCUGAACUGGGAGCUGUGAAGCCCUCAGCCACCAGGUGGCUGCUGGAGCCUUUGGGGUUUUGGGGGGGGGGGGGGAGUUAAAGUGACUUGGGGGGGACCUGGGGAGCGGGCGGGGGGCAGGGGGAGGCUGUGUGCGUGGUGCCUGCGUGGGGGGGAGGGCGGGGGGGGGGUCUCAGACCUGCUGGCUGCUGGUUGGUUUGGCAGGGGUGGGGGUGGAAUGUGUGAGGCUGGAGAGGUGCCUUGGGGCUGGGGGGGGGUGCCCCCCACUUCUGCCAGAGGGGCUGUGCCCCCCUCCCCCCUCCCCUAACCCGGGGGGAUGCAGCUUUCCCCUGCCCCUCCCCCUCUUCUCCCCCCCUCCCCUCCCCCCCCCCGGAGUGUGUUGUGGGGUGAAUAAAGCUGAGUUCAACCUA
Pogoniulus pusillus (Red-fronted tinkerbird) is the source of this 1747-nucleotide messenger RNA. It is a transcript of the gene PGAP3, whose product is annotated as post-GPI attachment to proteins phospholipase 3. Gene Ontology annotation, cellular component: endoplasmic reticulum membrane. Bases 29 to 1003 code for a protein of 324 amino acids. The transcript is spliced from 8 exons. Gene Ontology annotation, molecular function: hydrolase activity, acting on ester bonds. Gene Ontology annotation, biological process: GPI anchor biosynthetic process. The record is from RefSeq and is a predicted model, not a curated record. Lineage: Eukaryota; Metazoa; Chordata; Aves; Piciformes; Lybiidae.